Molecule: messenger RNA, 8832 nt
Organism: Stylophora pistillata
Lineage: Eukaryota; Metazoa; Cnidaria; Anthozoa; Scleractinia; Pocilloporidae
Biological process (GO): siRNA processing
Cellular component (GO): nuclear RNA-directed RNA polymerase complex
Molecular function (GO): RNA-directed RNA polymerase activity; nucleic acid binding; ATP binding
Source: RefSeq, a predicted model, not a curated record
CCGGAAAGAGCAUUUUCGUUUUCUCGGAAAGUUUUGAAACGAAUUUGAUUCGAUCAGUCCUUCGAAAUUUGUAACAUCGAUUUCUCUCCAGACUUUGAUCUAAGACACCAUGUGAAAGUUGAACCGAGGUAGGACUGUUGAGAUGUCUGUGAAACAUUGAUGUGGUGUUUAAACAUGACGAAUGUAAGCAAUUUCUUUGUCGUGUACCUCUGAUUCAAUGGCUUACAGGAGCUGCCUUACUCUGUACUGCAGUCACUGCAACACAGGGCUGGCCACUACGGAUAUCCUAAUGUUAGCUACAGUUCCUCCAUCACAGACGCAUGUGGCCAUUAGAAAAGAAAAGGAGGAAGAAGCUUAUGAAAAAGUCAGAAAGAUUCCAAACCCUGACGCUAAGAGAGCCUCAUUUUGUCCUUACAAAAUUCUUUGCAAACAGUGCAACGAUUACGUGGGUACAGUCAGCAUUGUACACGAAACUACCCUGAUUUGUUUCAAGAUUGAAAACGUUUAUUUCAAAAGGCGAUAUGAGGAAAUCAGAGGGAAAAAAUUGAAGCAAAUAAAAGAAAAACUUUUGCAGUGUGGCCUUGAGGUUGUCAACAUUUCUCAGCUACAACUUCCAGAAUCUAUUAAACAGAACGAGACCCCUUCAGAACCGUUGAUCUAUUGCGAUGUGCGAAACGGCCUUGCUAUGGAGCAAGUGUUGUCCUUCACGAAGCAGACUCCGCGUGGUUAUCAACGAGAGAUGUUUCUGAAAGCUUUGCGCGGAAACACGCUGGUUUACCUUCCUACGGGCUCGGGAAAGACUUUGAUUGCAGCCAUGGUGCUAAGCUGUAUGAAAAGACUAAACCCAAACAAAUUGAUGGUGUUCUUGGUAGACCGCAUACCACUUGUGUACCAACAGAGUGACUACAUUAAGUCCCAAGUUCCAGAUCUCAGAGUGGAGAUCUUAGCGGGAGAUGUUGGACGUUUUCCGGGCGAUAAGUCUCGUUGGAUAGCCACCGUCCAGGCGCUAGCAGAGAAUAAAAUCGAUCUCCUGGUUAUGACCCACCAGAUUUUGUUAAACCUCAUGGCCAGUGAUCCUGUGGUGGUACGCAUGUCUGAUAUUUCUGUUCUCGUUUUCGACGAAGCCCAUCAUUGCCUUGGAAAUCAUUGCUAUAAACAGGUCAUGAGAGAUUUCUACAGAGUUACAAAUAACAGGUUAAAGCCUCUAGUGCUGGCGCUGACUGCCUCUCCAGCAGGCGCUGACACACCCCAGGAAACGUCGAGAAAACUGGAGGAACUUCUGUCGAAUCUAUUCGCAUGUGGGCGCAUGCCUUCUCGGUUGACGGACUUAGAGGAGUACUGGAACCGACCGGAUACAGAAUACCAGGUAGUUCCCCUUAACACCAAGCAAACAGUCCUUGAAUCAAUCGUGGAGUCGUACCUCAACUCCUUGAAAGAGCUCAUUGAACGGGAAGCCAAUUGCCCUCGAGCGCUUGACAAGUUGCAAGUUCUAAAACCCAACUACCGCGGUGCUUUGCGUAAGUUGAUUGAACGUUGCUGUGGUGACAAGAGCCGGGUAAAGGGCUUGGCACUUGGGGAACAUGCCAUGCACAUGCUCAGUGUGAUUGAAGAGAACAACAUCUUGGGGAACGAGUAUGCUGUGGAGAGUCUUGAAGAGUGCAUCAGACAGCUGCGAAUGGCCACAUCCCCUUUGGAACAGCUAAAAAAGAAGCUUAUUGGUUCUAUGAAUGCGCUACAGGAACUAGAAUCGUCAAUCAAAGACCUUAGACGAGCUUCAAGCUUUUUCUCGUCCAGCGACAGGUAUCAACACCUUACUAAGGAACUUGGAAAAUUUAUUCUUCGAGUUGAAAUAGACCAAACUUCCAGAGGGAUCAUUUUUGUCAAAAUGAGGAAGACUGCACACAAGCUCUGUGAACGGCUGCGGAAAGAAACUGAAAUUUGCGAAAAAUUGAACCCAGCCUUCCUUGUCGGUCACGGGCAGGGAAGCGAUGGAAUGGACUGGAGAGGAGAACAGGAGGAAAUCCUCAAGAAGUUAAGAUCUGGAGAAGUUAAAUUACUCAUUAGCACAAGCGUUUUAGAAGAGGGGCUAGACGUCCCUGUAUGUAACCUGGUCAUCCGCUUUGACAGCGCACUGACUGUACGUGGAAUUGUGCAGAGUCGCGGGCGAGCAUCGCGCAGGCCCGACAGCCGGUUUGUCGUCAUCUGCAGGGACUUAAAGGAGCAAACGAACGCGUUUGAUGCUAUCAAAAUGGAAAAGAACAUGGAGCACGCUAUGAGGUUGCAGCAAUAUUCCAAAGCUCGAUUACAGGCUGAGUCAUUCGGUUGUGCGAUGAAGAAACCAGACUUGAGCCAACGAUCACAUCCAGUUGAACCAUUAAGCAUGACAUUCGCAGAAGAGGAACCACAAGCUGAGGAAGAGGAUGAUGACAUUGAAAAUGAAUACAGCGUCGAAGCAAUGACCAUCCAUGAACGAGGGGAAAGUCUCGCCUCAGGGGGACCCAGAAAGAGAAGAAAGAAGCGUGUCCCAAAUGUCCGUAUCGCUAUUUUCAAUGUUGUUACGGAUGGAAAUGACAACAAGGAAGUUAGCCAACUGACAGACUACUUUGAGAGAUAUUUUGAUGUGAAGUCCUUGGCGACAGAAACCAUUGAAGGUGUUAAAGGUGUUGUAAAUUCACCAGAAGAGGGGAGUUUUUCGGACCAAAGUCACCCUGUCGUUCUUCGCCUGCAGUUGGAGCCUCUCGAAGACCAAAGCUUCCGCCGCAAAGAAAAAUUCUUCACUCAUAUUGUCCAGUCAUGGUGUUCGCGUCCCAAUGUGUUCCGAUCCGAAACGAGCAAACACUGGUUGAGUCGAGAUGAGCCCUCGCAUAGCCAAAAGUAUUCCAAACAGGUGCUAGUCAUCAAAGCAGAAGCCAUCAAUCUGGGGUACUUUUGGAAUCGAGCGCAUUUCUGUGCCCACUGGCCUUUCGACUCCACCAAGCGAAUGGAGAAUAUUCGCGUUGCCUUUCAACAUGAUCUUCGAACAUUGUUGAUCUGUUUCACAGUUCCUAAUCCGUUCAGCAAGUGGAAGGCUGAUCUGUACAAGCUGCAAGUACGUUACAGCGAACUGAGAGAAUUCGUUUUGGUAGACAAACUGAGCUCAUCUUCGUCUCAAGAGGUUAUCAUUUCAGUGAGGCAUCCUCCGCGCAUGUAUAGAGCGAAGAAUUUCAUCAAAAAAGAGGAAGAUGACGAAGAAAUCGGCUUUGAAGAUUGGUACUUCAAUGAAGACGAAUACGACUUUGAUUUUGAUGAAGAUCGUGGCUUCUUCGGGGAGUAUUCAAGCGAUUCCGAAGAUGAUCAAACGACUUCCGGAGUCAACCGAAGUAGUGCCGAAAGUUCUCAAGUAGGAUCCGAAGAUGAUAGCGAAGCCCUUUUGACGAGUUCGGAUCUCGCACGUAUUGACGACGUGGUGAAUUGGGAGCGUGUUACAGAAAUCGGAGAUAGCGGAGAAGCUUUUGGUUUGUGCUUUGCCUACAACUUUACCUUUAAGGCGAGUGAAUGGAAUGAUGUUAAAGAGGUGCUUAAAAGCAUCUCUAAAUAUGACAAAACGUCGUUCUAUGUUUCUUUGCGAAAAUCUUUGAGAAGAUUACCAGAGGUGAACAUUUCCAUAGAGUUGCCUUUUGUCGUCAAAUACGCCGCACAAUGUGUCCUGAGUUCCUUUCCAUUCGCCAGGGGUAGAAUCACAACCAAGUUCACCACUCUACUUGGAAGCAAACCUGAAAAAAUAGCACUGUAUGCCUUGGAAAGACUUGGCACGGCGCUCCACAGGGAUUCAUUCUGCGAUCCAGAGGCCCAACUCGAAGCCUUACUCAACGAAACAAAUUUUAAUCCGGGGGGAUUCCCAAAGCAACUGAUCCCCGAACAGUGCGCAAUGAUCAAACGUAUGGUGAUCACACCCACAAGGCUUCUUUACUACACACCAGAGAUCAUGUCAAAAAAUCGUGUCCUUCGGCAUUACAACACAGACCAGUUUUUAUGUGUCAACAUUCGUGAUGAAGACUUCUCGAGGCUCUCGUCCGCAGCUGGAGCCAUUGAUAACGUUUUGGAACGUUUAAAGCGGAUCUUGAACAUCGGAGUGAUCGCGGGCGGGGAUAGAUUCCUUUUUUUAGGAUCUUCCAAUAGUCAGUUGCGCAAUCACGGCUGCUGGUUUGUUCGUCCCAGUCCACAACCAGACGAGAUAAGAGAAUGGAUGGGAGACUUUUCUAGAAUAAGCUGUGUUGCCACAUUCAUGGCGCGAAUGGGUCAGUGCUUUUCAACAUCCAUGGACGCAGUUGGUAUUGACGUCAGUGAAGGGACCUCCUGGGAAAUGGAUAACGACAUUGAAACACCAAAUGGCAGCUACUGCUUCUCGGAUGGAGUGGGAAGAAUUUCGAAGUCACUUGCUCGCCAGGUCGCGAAGAAGAUCGGCAAGAACUUUUUGCCUUCUGCGAUCCAAGUUCGCUUUGCUGGAUGCAAAGGAGUUCUAACACUUGAUCCUAGGCUUCCAGACAACGUAGCGGUCUUCCGCCCGAGCAUGCGCAAGUUUGAAAGCUCCCAUCGACGCAUAGAGGUGCUGCAGACCUCUCGUCCACAGGCCGUUUUCUUAAAUCACCAGUUGAUUAUUCUCUUGUCUAACCUUGGUAUCCCGGAUGAUGUAUUCAUGAAUUUGCAACGUGAUAUGCUGGACAGAUUAGCAGGAAUGCUAGUCGACGAACGGCUGGCAUCCCAGCAGAUGACUUCGGGGGCUAAAACUGGGAUCGCUUACACGAGCCUGUCUAAAGCCGGAAUACAACUGACCACUGAACCCUUUUUCAAGUCUUUGUUAGUAGCACUCUACAAAGAGCGAAUGCAAAAUCUGCUGAGUCGAGCCCGCAUUCUCUUACCACCAGCGGAGGCUCGACUUAUGAUAGGUGUCAUGGAUGAGACGGGGGCCUUAAAGCCAGGCGAGGUGUUUGUACAGUAUUCGGCGACUUCUAAUGACCCUGAUCGCGAAGGAGAAUUCAGCAAAUCAAAAAAGCAUAUUUUCGAAGGACCGGUAGUGGUAACAAGAAAUCCUUGUCUACAUCCCGGAGAUGUCAGACAGCUGACCGCAGUAUACGCGGCUCAACUCGUUCAUUUGGUGGACUGCGUCGUGUUUCCUAAUCACGGACCACGCCCUCAUCCCAGUGAAAUGGCAGGAGGAGAUCUCGAUGGUGACCUGUACUUUGUCUGCUGGAAAAAAGAGCUUUUGCCGAAGAGAAAACUCUUUGAACCGAUGAAUUACGAAGCGCCCCCCAAAAAGAAAGUCUCCGGACCAAUUCAAGUAGGUGACAUGACCGAAUUUGUAGCUGAGUAUAUCCGGUUUGACCAGCUUGGUGUGAUUGACAACGCACAUAAAGCACAUGCCGAUUGUCACGAGGGAGGGGUUGAAUCGUCACUAUGUCUUCGAUUAGCUGAGCUUCAUUCAUUGGCAGUUGACGCUCCAAAGACGGGAGAAUGGCCCGAAAUGCCCAAAGAGGCGAAAGUCCUAGUCUUUCCUGAUUUCAUGAUGAAAUCCGACAAACCUAGCUACCCUUCGGACAAGGUAUUGGGAAAGCUUUAUCGCGAAUGCAGGGCGUUUAAGGACAGUAUAGGGAGAGCGGUCCCACGAAAGAAACCACAAAUCGAUUCCAGCUUAUUAGUGCCCCAUUUCCGGAGGUACCAAGAUGAAGCAAAGGAACUUUAUGAGGAAUACUCCAACCAGCUCCAAACGCUGAUGAACCUCUACGGAAUCGAGACAGAAGCCGAGUUACUUUCGGGCUGCUUUCUUAAAGUUCACUCUCGCCUUGGAAGAGAAAAAGUCGAGAUUGCUGACAUAGUUGGGCACAUUCUCACCAAAAUACGCGAAAGCUUUCGCAGAAGGUUCUUCGGAGAGUUCGAUUCGAACGAAGAUAAACGAGGAGAUGAUGAUGUUAUUUCCGAAGAAAUGCGAAGAAAGGCCUCGGCCUGGUACUACGUGGCGUACGGUAACCUAAACUCGACCGACACAGCAGCGAAUGUCCCGGAUGGAACCUCUUCAAAGCAGUUCUUAAGCUUUCCGUGGCUGGUUGAUGACAUCAUGCUGUCAAUCAGAAGCGAAGGGGCAUUUGAGGAGCAGGAGUCCCCAAGCAUCGUAGCGUCGAUUAAUGAAAGUGUUUUGAAGGUCUUUGAGAAAGAUAGAAGUUUUCUCUUACCAGGUUUUGAAGAAAGGCUACAGAAAAAGAAUUUUAUAUCGAGGGCGAUGCCUGGAAUGAGCCUUGCUUUAUUUGGUUCUUCAGCGACACUUCUCUUCAGAACAGAUUCGGAUCUUGAUCUUUGUAUGCUAAACUCGGAGCGCAUUGCCCAUUAUAGUAGACUGGAUCGAGAGGAACAGAUCGCCUUAUUAACGACAUUACACCCAAUCAUGAAGACGCUGUUUAAGCAUGCGCGUUUGGUGGAGUCCGCCAAGGUCCCGGUGAUUUCUUGCCAGAACCCAUCCAAUUAUGGCGGUCCCUUAGUUAAAGUAGUCGGCGACCUCUCAGCCUCGUGGGAUGGGCUCCUCAAAGCUAUCGUGUUAUCAAGCUACAUUAAAUCCUACCCAGGUCUCUUGCCAGUUCUCCGUCUCCUCCUUAGCUGGGGUCAUGUGACGGGGCUCACAGGACAUGGUGUUGAGGCAGGAAUCAAGUCGAACGAGUUAACUUUCUUGUUGCUGAUAUUCUGCGUUUCCAAGAACUUGAUGCAAAAUUUCAACGUGGAAAGUGUCUGGAGGCGCUGCUUACAGAUUUCAAUCGGACAAGUGAGCGACGCAAUACUUAUUCAGGAAUGGCGAAAUGUUCUUGCAUCUUUACCGUCAUUGGAAUCCUCAGAACACGAGGCCAGUGUUCCAAUAACUCUGGGUGAUGAAGAAAUCGGUGAAAUUCUGCUGAAUUUUUUUCAAGCUUACAACUCCACUCUCGAUACAGAAAUUCCCCAGCCAUUUGCCUCACUAUUAGGCGUGGCCAAACUAGCAGAACUGCUGGACACAGAACACUUGCGCCUGCUCAAGGAGCACAUGCAACGCGCUUUUCAUCUAUUGGCACUUUACGGUGACGUUGAAGUGCUUCUUACAAUCAGUGCUUCAGAAGUCGACCGUGUUAUUUUCCUGUCAGAAGAGCUGUCAUAUGCCAUGACGGGCUCAGAAAGGCAUAACGCGUAUGAGUUGUCAAAGAAGACUGGUGCGAGAGUAACAAUUCGUCCCAGUCUCCCCGGUUCAGGAUUUGGCCUUGUUCUUCAAGCUAUUGGUACUGAGUCCGCUGUGGCGUCGGUAGAGCGAGCACUGAAUGCGAUGGCAACGCAAGCCUUGCGUAACAAGGCUGCCAUUAUGUCAGUGUGCUUUGUUAAGGAAGCCAAACUCAUGGUGGUAGAGGGUAGCCUUAGUGACGACGAUCGCAUCACUUUGGUGCCGUACUACGGAAAUCACCACCCCACCCAUGAUAGUCUGGCUUUGUACGUGCCCAUGCUGAUAAAUCCGAGAUCUGGCCUUAAACGUAUCGGAGCAGCCUUUACCCGGUAUGAGUUUCAAAGCUUUAAAGAAAGGUUUCUCACUCAAGUUCAGGUAAUAGAGAGGGACUAUGUGCCUUCCAUUCAUGGUGAAAUGGAAUUAGCUGUUCGCUUCGGACGCAUUUAUGUUUUAAAUAUUCCGAAAUCAUUUACUGAGGACACAGAAUCUCCGACUGUAAGUGUGUUCCAAACAAAUCUGUCACGUGGUUACAAACCUCGACCCAGUGUGCUCUCCACCACUCCAAGAAAUGACAAAAAGUACGUGCGGACUCUAAAAAGUCGAAAAGUCAAGAAGCGAAAGAGUAACGAUGUAGGAGAAGAUGGCAAAAAGAUGCCAAAGGAGAAACCCUCUCGAAGCUCUUUCUUUACAAUCGUUUCUUCGCAUGAGAAAAUCAUGAGUUUUCUUACACAGCGCGGGUUUGUAGAAGAGCAAAGCUCAGAGUGCUACCUGGUUGAAAUACACACGGAUCAGGAAUUCUGUGUGCUCACAGAUGAAGCUUUUAAUUUUCACGAAAUCAUGUAUCCCAAGCUGCGCUGGUGCGCAGUGGAUGUAAAGAGGGCUUGGCAGGAAAAUCCCGAAGAUCAUGACAUCACUGAUUUAGACGGAGUCGAGACUGAUGUCCGUUUCGUAUUACAGACCCGCCAUGCACUGCGCUCCGAGGACAUACGUGGAACUGCUUAUGAGCAGUACCGUGAUAUUUUGCAGUCUCAAAAUCACGCACAUGCUUCCCGAUGUCCUUUUGUAGUUAAACCGGAAGUCUGGAAAGAAGUGGCCUUGAUUCGACACAAAAAGUCUCGAACAUACAAGCUAGACGAAGACUUGGCAAUGCUAAGCGAGUUCAGGAAAGCCCUUCGCAUCAGCGUGAACGAGGUUACUGAGUAUUCUCGACCAACAAAACACGCUUCUGCCUUCAGUAAAGUGUUCACACGAUGGGAAGUUGUUGUCAAGGCUGGAUUACCCAAUAGUUGGAGUAACAGUGAAGCAGUUGAGAAGCUUUUGAGGGAUAUCUGGGCCUUUUCUUUUGCUUUGGCCUCACAUUUAUCCGAGUAAAUGAAAGACACUGAACAGUUUUCUCCUAAACAGUAAAUUUUAUUUUCUACACGACAUGUGUAAGUUUAGUCGCCCCAACAUUUAUAGCGAGUGUAAAUAAUGCGAUAAAAAUCUCUCAGAGCUUGAGGUGUUGAAGAGAAAGAAACACACCACCCAGUUGAUAAAGUUGAUCUUGAUAACUAAGGACUUCAAUUAUUUUGAAAUGUAUUUUUAACUUGACUUUACAAAAAUAAAUUAGUGCGACUCUACAA